Molecule: messenger RNA, 1509 nt
Organism: Rhineura floridana
Lineage: Eukaryota; Metazoa; Chordata; Lepidosauria; Squamata; Rhineuridae
Product: interleukin-27 subunit alpha-like
Exons: 6
Coding region: 444-1469 (341 amino acids)
Biological process (GO): regulation of T cell proliferation
Molecular function (GO): interleukin-27 receptor binding
Source: RefSeq, a predicted model, not a curated record
AGCAGGAGUGGGGAACCAAUGAGCCUCCAGAUGUUGCUGACCUACAACUGCGAUCAUCCUUGCCUCAUCCAUGUGGGAACGAAUAAUACUGCCAAUCAGAGCUACAAAGAACUCACGUCAGACUUUGAAGCUCUAGGAAGGAAAUUUAAGGACUUUGGGGCCCAGAUAGUUUUCUCGUCCACCCUUCCGGUACUUAGAAAAGGAGUGGAAAAGGAAAGAAAAAUACUCCAGGUGAAUGACUGGCUAUGAAGAUGGUGCCUACAUGAGAGAUUUGGAUUCUGGGACCGCGGGCUACACUUCCUGGAAGAUGGACUGCUGGCAAGUGAUAGAUUGCACCUCUCAAGGACUGAGAAUAACAUGUUUGGCCGCAGCACGGAGAAAUUCAUCAGAGACCACACUUUAAGAAGGAUGCAGACAAACUGGUUCAGAGAACGGCAACGAGGAUGAUCAGGGGACUGGAAACAAAGCCCUAUGAGGAGAGACUGAAAGAACUGGGCAUGCUUAGCCUGGAGAAGAGAAGACUGAGGGGAGAUAUGAUAACACUGUUCAAGUGCUUGAAAGGUUGUCACACAGAAGGCCAAGAUCACGUCUUAAUCAUCCCAGAGUGCAGGACGUGGAAUGAUGGGCUCAAGUUACAGGAAGCCAGAUUUCAACUGAACAUCAGGAAAAACUUUCUAACUGUUAGAGCAGUACGACAAUGGAACCGAUUACCUAGGGACGUGGUGGGCUCUCCAACACUGGAGGCCUUCAAGAGGCAGCUGGACAGCCACCUGUCAGGUGCAGCACUCCUUCUCCAGACUCUUCUCAAUUUUGACCUCCUCGUUCCCGCCACCUCAGCUGGGCUGCACAAGGAGAAGGGGUCCAAUCUCGAGGGCAUCCCCCAGUGGCGGGUGACUCUGCAGAAAGAAUUUGAUAGCAGCUUAAGACACUCACGGCAACUUCUCUGCAAAACAAAGAGCCUUACACGUCACUAUCUCUCUGAUCGUCUACCUGGCGUCCAGCUCACUUUUGUACAACAGUCCAGGCUGUUUUCCUCAGUCAGCCUUGAUCUCCGCACAUGGCUUUCUCUUCCAGAUGUCAAGCGCCUGACCUACAUGACCGAAAUGCUGACGUUUUAUCGGGGGCUGGUACAACAGCUGAGUGAUCACGAGGCCAUCAAAGAAGACUCCAAAUUCGUUUCUAAGUUUCAAGAUCUCAGCUUUUCCCUUCGAGACCUGAGCCGGCAUGUGAGUUAUCAGAUUUCACUUUGGGGCCUGCCAUCUGAAAGCCAGCCUAAACCUACAGCCAAGCCCCUUCAAAUCCUCCAGCACCAGAGUCGGUGGAGGAAUCGGCAGGAGGUGUACCUCACCUUGCGCUCCCUCGAGAGUUUCCUGUGCCGUAUCACGCGGGAUUUCUUGCUGCUCAGGAUUAAGAUGGCUAAAGAAACUUCCCUUUCCAUGGCUCCCAGAUCCCCCCUUCUCCAUUUCUAAACCUGCCAGAGAAUGCCGGCAUCCUGGCAUCCAGACUCUU